AGAAAGGUCAUGGACGGAUUUGGUCGAGGCCGUUGUCUUUGUCAACUUCAACGUGUGUUAUGCCUUCCAGCAUCGAUACAAACACACCGCUCGUACGGAGUGACUAUCAUCUGGUCACUUCUGCAAAUUUCACAGCAUGAGUCUCACCAGUGAGCUUGGUAUUUCUCCUGUAUUACUCCAAGCUAUAACCCAUACCUUAGCCAGUAGGGGGCGCCACGCGUCCGGGAGUGGCAGGACAGUCAACUCCGCACUGCACAUUAAUGACACAUCUACGGGGAGCAAGAUGAACGUACUGAGAGACAACGAUGUGAGUCGCGCUCAGAAAGUUGUUGCGCACAUUCUUCAGGACAUGAACGAACCCGUGUCUGCUCUCCUCAGCGAGGGACAUUCCGAACAGAACGUUCUGAGGUUUGACGGACAGGACCAAGAGUUAAGUAAAGGGGUGGAAGUGACGGACACGGCAGACAUAGAACUUUUGAGGCAGCGACUGGACAGACAGCAAAGUGUGCCGGACGGCGGGAUAAGGACAGAGGUUGAGGGAGAGCAGAUAAUCAUAUCCGAGUCAGACGUCAGCAUGGUGAAUGUUUUGACAGCAAUUGCCUCUCACCACCUUAAGGCGGGUGGCAAAGACUUGACUGUCCCUGUCCAUCUUGUGUCCUCCAUCGCAAACAAAAUGGCUGAGGAGAACAGUUCACAGCCGCAGUAUGUGGUAUGUUAUGGCGGUGAGGAGGGCACGGUCCCGUCUCCAGCAGCCAAUGAUAUCGUGGUAUCUGAGGCAGAGGCGGGGCUUCCUAUCGACUACAUGAAUAUGAGGAAAAUCUACGUGAACCAGAAUGGUGAAUCACAACUUCAGGGCGCAUCUCCCGUCAAACGGAUGUGCUUAGACUCAAGUUUGACAGAGUGCAGGGAGACUGUGCAGUCUGACUCUGCCUCUAAUGGGGUCAUGAACUUGGUGUUGAACUCUGACAUGUCACCUGCAGGGUCUGUGUACCAGGUACAGAGUGAGGCCCCAUCAGAACAGUACCCCACGGUACUGGGCAUUGGCGGCAUGUGCCCAAUCUGUGGAGACAGAGUCUCAGGUUACCAUUAUGGAAUCUUCUCAUGUGAGAGCUGCAAAGGGUUUUUCAAACGCACAGUUCAGAACAAGAAGUCCUUCAGCUGUAUGAGAUCUGGGGACUGUGAAGUGAACAUUUCAAAUCGUAAAAAAUGUCCUGCUUGUCGAUUCCAGAAGUGCCUUGUGAACGGAAUGAAGCUGGAAGCGAUACGUUCCGACAGAACGCGAGGUGGGAGGAGCUACUACGACGGGUGUUCACCUCACGGCAAGUCCAAACCCACGUCAGGCACACACACCGGCAGCUCGGGACAAACGGCUACGCGCUACAAUUACAGGGAGGAAGACGCAGGUAAGACGGGCAUUCCAGGAGGGGCAGAGGGUGUGGACAGCAGGCUCGGGGGCACGUCCUCCAGCCAGCUUGUGGCCAUUUUGAACCGUCCAAGCAAGGCCGAUUCCACAGGGGAAAAUCCCAACCUGAUAAAACCAUAUGUGCCUCAAGUGUUGACGGACAUCAUGAACCUUGAGUCGUUCCUAAGCGAUGAGGAUUUGUCACAAGAAAUGGGCCAGGAGAAGAUCAGUGAGGAUGACAUGUACACGUCACUGAUGCAGCUGACAGAGCUCCGCCUCUACAAGCUGGUGCGCUGGGCCAGGAACCUGCCACAGUUCAGUGCCAUUGCUACUGAUGACCAGAUCUUGUUACUCCAGCACUGCUGGUCAGAUCUCCUCGUUUUGGGAGUCUGCUGGCCAUCUAUACAAUCCUCUAAUGAAUUACGGCUGGCGUUCGGCAAAUCCAUAGACCGAGAGAAGGCCAUUGCCAUGGACAUUGAGGACAUCUUUGAGCGUAUGAUGUCUUUGACGGCGCAAUUACGACGGCUUCAUGUAGAUAAUUACGAGUUCGUAACGUUAAAGGUUCUCAUCCUUAUAAGUCCAGAUGUGAAGGGCCUGAAGGAUCCAGACAAGAUUCGGGAUCAGCAAGACAAGAUCUGCGAUGCCCUUCACGUCUACACGGCUAGUCACUACCCAAAACACCCUAACAAGUUCGGAGAAAUGCUCUUACGACUACCAGAAAUUUCACGCUGUAGCCUCGUGGGUAAAGAGUAUUUGUCGUCUAGACAGAUCACAGGGGAUCUCCCUUCAUGCAGUUUACUCCUAGAACUUAUCAGGGGUGAAAACGAGGUCAAGGACACCUGAUGAGUGAGCAGUAGGUCAGUUGUGGAUGACCUUGACAUUGACCUCCACAUGGGUCAAGGCAGUUGAAGCCAUCAGCUUGAAGAGGCCUGGUUUUAAGUCAGCAGUGCUGGUUAGCUUGUUGUGUCAGGAAUUCCAUGAUGGUGUGAAGCUGUGAAUGCCAAAUGGCAGCUGUCCGCGGCAGGAGUUCUUCAAAGCGAGCAGGGGAAAGCGAUGACCUGUUGACAAGAUACAGUGCAGAGAAAGAGCAUGUAGCAGUUUGGUUAGUAACUUCAAGAUGCUUUCAGCAUUUUGGUGAACCAGCCAAAUGGCACACAUGUAACAGUGCCAGAAGACCGACAUAAAACAUUUUAAGCCCAUGGAUGGUUGCGUGGACAUUUGCAUAGCCAUGACAUUGACCUUGACACUUGAAGG
This is a messenger RNA of Liolophura sinensis, 2656 nucleotides long. Its product is annotated as nuclear hormone receptor FTZ-F1 beta-like. The record is from RefSeq and is a predicted model, not a curated record. Gene Ontology annotation, biological process: regulation of DNA-templated transcription. The coding region runs from base 137 to 2245 and encodes 702 amino acids. Gene Ontology annotation, molecular function: zinc ion binding; nuclear receptor activity; sequence-specific DNA binding. Lineage: Eukaryota; Metazoa; Mollusca; Polyplacophora; Chitonida; Chitonidae. The transcript has 6 exons.